This is a messenger RNA of Bombyx mori (domestic silkworm), 4273 nucleotides long. RefSeq names its product sphingosine-1-phosphate lyase (gene Sply). The transcript is spliced from 11 exons. Bases 324 to 1946 code for a protein of 540 amino acids. Gene Ontology annotation, biological process: carboxylic acid metabolic process; sphingolipid catabolic process. The record is from RefSeq and is a predicted model, not a curated record. Lineage: Eukaryota; Metazoa; Arthropoda; Insecta; Lepidoptera; Bombycidae. Gene Ontology annotation, cellular component: endoplasmic reticulum. Gene Ontology annotation, molecular function: sphinganine-1-phosphate aldolase activity; pyridoxal phosphate binding.
UUGGGUGUUUUUUACUUGUAGUCUAUUAUGUCGGAGAUCAUUUAUGCCUUAUGUUCAUAUUGUUGGCGAUGUUACAACUAAGACAAGCAUUGUGGGAAUAACUAGCAUCAUAUGGCUGCUUCCCCUGGUGUUGUGUCCAUAGGCGAAGGUUGGAGGGCAAAUAAACCUUUUCUAAAACGUUGUAAGAACUAUAGUUGUUAUCAGUGAUUUAUUCAAGAUUAUGUCUAUAGUACUUUGAUUGAGGGAUUAGUGAAACUGAUAGGAGUAUAAUAUAGGAAUAUUGUAGUUUCUUGUACUUUGAACACUGCUAAAAAUCACUAGUCAUGAGUGAGAGACCACAGCCCUUAAGGGCUAUAAACAAGUUUUUUGAUGGAAAGGAGCCAUGGCAAAUUGUAUCAAUGACAGCUUCUUCUUUAUUAGCCAUAGUUUGGGUUCACAGUUUAUACAAUGCAAGAGAAAGUGUGACAGUCCGCCUUCGAAAACAGUUUUUCAGGUGGCUACGUCAAGUUCCAAUGGUAAGGAAGAAGAUAGAACAAAAAAUGGCCGAGAUAAAGAAAGAUUUCCAUACAGAUGUAGAAAAGAGACUCGCAGGAGUCACAAUUAGAAGAGAAUUGCCUGAACAAGGUUUGGAUCCUGAACAGAUAUCGCAAGAAGUCAGAGAUCAUCUGAAUUUAGGGGCUUAUGAUUGGAAGAAUGGUGCAGUAUCUGGUGCAGUCUACCACUUGUGUGAAGACAUCAGUCGUGUGGCUUGCGAGGCUUAUACCUUGACUGCCUACACCAAUCCACUGCACUCAGAUGUCUUCCCAGGAAUUAACAAAAUGGAGGCGGAGAUUGUGCAGAUGGCUAUUAACUUAUUCAAUGGUGAUGAGGAGUGUUGUGGGACAGUAACUACAGGUGGCACAGAAUCCAUAAUAAUGGCGUGCAAGGCCUUCAGGGACCUCGCCUACAGCAAAGGCAUAAGCAACCCACAGAUAAUCGUGCCAUCAACUGCCCAUUCUGCUUUCGACAAGGCGGCUCAGUACUUAGGCCUGUUUGUUGUGACCAUACCGGUGGACCCGGUGACGCUAUGUGUCGAUGUCGAUAAGGUCAGCGAUGCUAUUGGAAGACGAACGUGCUUGAUCGUGGGGUCGGCUCCGAACUACCCGUACGGCACGAUGGACGACAUCGGCGCGUUGUCUGCGCUGGCGGCGCGCGCGGGGGUGCCGCUGCACGUGGACGCGUGCCUGGGCGGGCUGGUGGCGGGCUUCAUGCCGGCCGCCGGACACCCCGUGCCGCCCUUCGACUUCCGCCUGCCCGGAGUCGCCAGCAUCUCCGCCGACACGCACAAGUACGGGUACGCCCCGAAGGGCACGUCGGUGAUCCUGUACCGGCGUGCGGAGUACCGGCACUGCCAGUACACCGUCACCACGGAGUGGCCGGGCGGCGUGUACGGCUCGCCCACCGUCAACGGCAGCCGAGCCGGCGGGCUGAUCGCGGCGUGCUGGGCCACCAUGAUGUUCGUGGGCAGACAGAGAUACAUUCAGAUGACGAAGGAGGUGGUGGACACGGCGAGAUACAUCGAAAAUGAAUUACGCAAGAUAGACGGCAUCUUCAUAUUCGGCAAGCCCGCCACCACCGUCAUCGCGUUCGGCUCCCAGCGGUUCGACAUCUUCCAGCUGGCCGACCUGCUGCACAAGCGCGGCUGGGCGCUCAACGCGCUGCAGUUCCCGUCCGGGGUGCACCUGUGCGUGACGCACGCGCACACGUGCGACGGCGUGGCGGCGCGCUUCGUGGCGGACGUGGCGGCCGCCGCGCGCACCUGCCUCACCGACGCCGCGGCGCCAGUGCACGGCAAGAUGGCGAUAUACGGCGUGGCGCAGGAGAUAUCGGACCGCAGCCUCGUGUCCGACAUCACGAAGCACUUCAUAGACUCCAUGUACUACCUGCCCAAGGGCGACCCGCAGUAGCGCGCCGGGACACGUCGAUUGUAUUCCAUUCCAAACGGCUUAGAAAAUUGUAGAUACGUUUGAGGUGGAGGAGUGGGUCACUAAUCAAGUAAUUAAAUAAACAGAGAGUGAACGAAAAGCCAUAAAAGUUAGUCGUUUUUAUAGUAAUUUUUGUUCUAACGCUUAUAUUUAAGAUCGUCGUGUUGACAUGUCACUGACAGCCACUGACGAGUCGGGGUCCGCCAUAGUGACGAGACCCCCCACACACAGCGCAGGCGCCGCACUACGUACUGAGUACUUGUGCUCUGUGCGACUACAGGGAAACCAGACAAUGAGAAUACCUUGAGCCAUGUUUGGUUCACGACUAGACACACCCGCCCUAGUUCACAUCUUCCCUCCGAGUGACCUGCGUCUAACUAUUUUUUAUAGAUACGUAAUAGAGUACGUAAUUUUAUCUAAUUAUGGUCUGAGGGAAUUCUCGCUUUGACCGGGGACUCCCCUGUUUUAUUUUAAAUCAAAUUCUUAAUCAAUUCGUUGUUUUAUUUAAAAUUAAAUUAUAAAUCGAUUUUUUUUUGUACGUGCAUUAUGUCAUGAACCAUAUUGGUUAAUUGGCUAAGUCAUCACGAGAGACCGAAGGUGCCAUAUUGUACAAAGUACAUUUGAACAGUUGUUAACUGUCGUUAUAUUUAAUAUGCACUUAUUUCUAUCAACACUUGUGUUAGAGGGUAGAGUGUAAAGGGGAUUAUCUGAGUUAAAAGGUUUUUCUACAACUAAUUAAAAUGACGUCACUGUACCCACUGCAUCCCUCAAGCCGAAACGCAUUACUGCUUCGCGGCCGAAAUAGGUAGGGUGGUGGUAACUACCGCGGACUCACAAGGCGUCCUACCACCGGUAAAAAAUUAAUAAUUUAGUAAUUCUCCUAAAAGCUGUAAUCUAGAAUCUAUAAACUGGCAAGAAAAAAAAUACAAGCGCAGGGAAAUGGAGAUUUAGUUAAUUAUUAUAAUACAAGAGGUGUAUAAGGUACUUCACUUUAUUUAGAUCAGCUAAUUUCAGAUCGUACAUUACUUUCUGAUGUAUUUUAGUUGAGAUCUACAUAGGAACCAAUUUUUUUUUAAAUUGAUUUUAUGACCUGUUAACUAAGACCUUUAAGUCAUGUCUUAUUUUAAUUGAUAUUCUUAUUUUUAUGAAAAAUGAUAAUAUGGAGUGAAAUGAAGAUGAUUAAUUUGAGACAUUAAUCAACUGGGAUGAAAUUAAAUGAAAUGAGAUGAGAUGAUGUGGGAUGAAAUAUAAUCUCAGUAAAAUGGUGGUCAUAUACUGAGGUUUUUUCAGUGGACUUUUUGGAGGAUACCGAAAAGUUACGUCCAGCGGCUUUGUUUUAUUUUCCCGCCUUUGUGCACUUUCACAGAUAUUAAACAGUUAAUAAACCACCGUUAUUUCACAUUUAAACCUGAAGCAACACUAAAUAGACAAAAUAAAACUAAUCACACAACUUCACUCCUCGCGUUCCCGCCAAAAAGUCCGGAACCAAAUGAGAUUAUCCUCCCGCUCUGUUCUACAUAGCGACAAAUUCACUUUCUUAAUACGUAAAUGACAAGCACAGUUUUAUUAUAAAGAAAAAAAAACGUAUUUUUUCUCCUACCUACGCCGAAAGUUCGAGUUUUCCUCCCGCUGUACAGGGAAGAAAGUGUGACUUUUUCUCCCUGGGUACUGACAAGUGCGCAUGCGCGUUAGUGUCUACGUCUGCUCUCACGCACCUAAAAUUCUCCGCCAUUGUUGUGCUCGGGUAAUUUGCAAUAUUGUGUUUAGUGUAAAAGUGAAAUAAACAAGAGGCAAUAAAGUUUAAUAGUGAAGUAUUAAACAAAGAUGAGUUCAUCAGACAGUUCUUAUUCAAUUAGUUUAUUUAAAAAUUAAAAAACAGUUAAAUUGGUAUUUUUUUCAAAUAAGGGGGGCUCCGCCCCCCCCUACCCCCGGCCAGGGCUUCUCCCCUGGACCCCGGCUCGGUACUCCACAAACUUUCGGCCUGGUAGGAGAAAAAAUAGUAUGUGGACCGUGGUGCACAAUGUACUAUAACUUGUACAGUUAUCUUGAAUUAUAUGCUCUAACAUGGUUUAUGUAUAUUAUUCAACAUUUAUUGUAUGUACUUAAUUGAAUUAUAGAUUGUAUAUUUGUAUAUUUUUAUGAAAAUUUUUGUAAUCGUUCGAUGAAGUUCAAUUUUCGUUCCACUCGCACCUCGUGCGUUUGGCGAACGUGUAAGCAAGACAAAUAUAUUAUGUUUUCAAUAAAUGUUUUAUAUUAGAAACCAGUGCAUCAUUGCAGUCAGAAUAUAUUAAAAACGUUUCAACUACUAA